Messenger RNA from Aplysia californica (California sea hare), 2100 nucleotides. Its product is annotated as probable tubulin polyglutamylase TTLL1. Gene Ontology annotation, cellular component: cilium. The transcript is spliced from 14 exons. Bases 304 to 1572 code for a protein of 422 amino acids. Gene Ontology annotation, molecular function: tubulin binding; tubulin-glutamic acid ligase activity. The record is from RefSeq and is a predicted model, not a curated record. Gene Ontology annotation, biological process: protein polyglutamylation; microtubule cytoskeleton organization. NCBI's taxonomy places the organism in Eukaryota, Metazoa, Mollusca, Gastropoda, Aplysiida, Aplysiidae.
AAUAAGUUCAGUAAAUAGAAUACUUAUUCGCCAAUGUAGGGAAAUAAGGCUUUCACCGAAAUUCCGAAAUAGAUUAGAUCGAUACAUGUUCAAGAUGGCGGCUCAUGGAAACUAAGGACGCGAACCGCUGUAUGUUUGGAGGAAUGUGCAUGUGGAAUAUUAAAAAAAUGUGCAGACAUUAGGUUAGGGAUACAUGAAGUGUUACUUUUAUUGUGCUACUAUCCAGAGUACCUUCUGCCAUCAGAGGAAAAAACAAACAAGGAUAAUCAUCGUUUAUUAUGUUUUAACACACAUUGAAUCAAUAUGUCGAGGAUAAAGUUUGCCACUGAUUUUGACAAGUCAGUACUACUGAACAAUUUCGAGAAUCGUGGUUGGAUUCAAGUUGGUGCUGAGGAUGAUUGGAAUUUUUACUGGGCUGGGGUCCAUAACAUAAGGAAUGUCUUUAGUGUUGACUCUGGCUUCAGACUGCAAGAUGACCAAGUGAUCAACCAUUUCCCAAACCAUGUUGAGUUAACCCGCAAAGACUUGAUGGUAAAGAACAUCAAACGUUAUCGCAAAGACCUCGAGAAGGAAGGGAAUCCCCUGGCUGAGAAAGAUGAAUCAGGACGCUUUGCUCACCUUGAUUUCAUCCCUCAGACAUUUAUGCUCCCAGCAGACUACAAUCUUUUUGUGGAAGAAUUCAGGAAGAAUCCAAAUACCACAUGGAUCAUGAAGCCAUGUGGUAAAGCUAGGGGCAUUGGAAUCUUCCUGGUAAACAAACUCUCACAACUCAAGAAAUGGUCCAGAGAUGGAAAAGGCAACUCAUUCACCCCUCCAACUGCAAAAGAGACGUAUGUCAUAUCAAAAUAUAUUGAUAAUCCACUGCUUAUCGGAGGGAAGAAGUUUGAUCUGCGUCUAUAUGUGCUGGUCACUUCUUUCAGGCCACUGAAAGUCUACAUGUACCGCCUUGGGUUUUGUCGUUUCUGCACAGUCAAGUAUAAUGCCAGUUUAAAUGAACUGGACAAUAUGUUUGUUCAUUUGACCAAUGUCUCUAUACAGAAACAAGGGGAUGACUACAAUGCAAUCCAUGGAGGCAAAUGGACUGUCCAGAACUUGCGUCUUUUCCUAGAGAGCACAAGGGGCAAAGAUGUUUCAGACAAACUUUUCGAUGACAUCAACUGGCUGACUGUUCAUUCUCUGAAAGCCGUGGCUGGUGUUAUAUCUAAUGACCGGCAUUGCUUUGAGUGUUAUGGAUAUGACAUCAUUAUUGAUGAUAAUCUCAAGCCUUGGUUGAUAGAGGUGAAUGCAUCUCCUUCUCUUUCUGCCACAACUUCCAGUGACCGCAUCAUGAAAUAUCGGCUCAUCUCUGAUGUUGUCAACAUCGUGAUUCCUCCAGGAGACAUCCCUGACGUUCGAUGGAACAAAGUGCCUGACAAAGAAAACUAUGGACAUUUUGAUUUGCUAUAUGAUGAGGAACUCGCCAAUGCUGACCAGGCUGGUCAAGACUUGCGGGCAAAGGCCGGGCUGCCAAAUCCUGCUCUUCGUGGUGGGAUCCGGGAACAACGCAAAGGCUCCCAGGCUACCUGGAAAUGAUGACAUUUAUUCAGCAAGAGGAAUGACAGGCAAAAAAGCAUAAUAUUGUCUGUCUUUAUUUGUGCCUAGUUUUUAUUCCUUUUUCCAUUUUGUAAUUCCUUCCAGAUUCAGUCUUUCAUGUUCAUGUCAAUAUUUUUUUUUCUUAGUCCUGUACAUUCUGUCCCCUUCCUUCUUGAUCUUUGUUGAUUUUGUUCCCUUUGAAUUUGAACAAGGGUCAUGCAUCCUCAUUCUAUGCCUCUUGUUCCUCUUCUUGUUCUUGUUCUUGUUCUUAUUCUUUUAACACCACUCCUCACUUUUUCCUCUAGGUUUGUUGGUGUCUUUAUCUUAAAGUAUUGAGCCAUGGGUGUUUUGAUUUGAAAGGUUGGAAUGUAUGAGAGUAUGCUUUGAUACAUUGUAUUCAUGAACUGUCCAGGUGCACUAUGCUCAAGUUCAGAAUGUUUCAGUGCAUGUCAUUCCUUUUCUUAUUUUCAUUCAUUAACUCUUAUCCUGCGUCUGUGCCCAGAUGCGUAUCUUAUCAGCAACCGAUUA